Dictyostelium purpureum is the source of this 1977-nucleotide messenger RNA. RefSeq lists its product as uncharacterized. The record is from RefSeq and is a predicted model, not a curated record. NCBI's taxonomy places the organism in Eukaryota, Evosea, Eumycetozoa, Dictyosteliales, Dictyosteliaceae. The transcript is spliced from 2 exons. Bases 271 to 1824 code for a protein of 517 amino acids.
AAUUUAUUAUUUUAAAUUAAAUUUUUUAUUUUUAUUAUAUAUUAUUUCAUUUUUUUUUUUCAUCCAAAUAUAUUUUACAACUAUUUAAUUUAUUUAAUAUCAAAUAAUAAUAAUUAUAUAAUAAUAUAAUAAAUAAUAGUAUUUUUUUAAUCCUAUUUGUACUAUUAAAAUUAUAAUAUUAGUUACUGUAUUAACAUAAAAAAAAUUUGGAUAUUUUUUGCAAUUAUAAAAAAAAAAAAAAAAAAGUAACAAACAUAGAAAAGAAAAAAAAUGAGAUUAUAUCUUUUAGCUAUUAUUGGCUGGUUAUAUUUAAUAUCACCUAAAAUAGCAUAUGCAAUUGAUUGUGAAACCCUAGAUGAAGGUUCAUGUAAAAGUAAUUUUCCAGCAUGUCAAUUGUUAUCAGCAAAAAGUUGUUGUGGUAAAAUAAUAAAUUAUUGUGUUUCAAAAGAUAGUAAUAAUUGUUUUGAAAAUAAUGGUGGAACAACAUGUAUGAAGAAUGAAAAUGGUGUAGUUUUUGAAUUUUGGAGUAGUUGUUUACCAAAGAAUAAAUGGCAAUCAAUUCCAAAACCACAACCCAAAGAUUGCAAUGAAUUAGAUUGCCUCAAAGAUAAAAAACGUUGUGUUUAUUCAAAUGUUUCAAAUUAUACUAUGUGUGGUACAAGUGAUGAACUUCAAACCAGUUGUUGCCCAAGAAUUGGUACUUGUGAAAAUCCACCAACUGGUGGUGCUACUGUCGGUGGUGCUACUGUCGGUUCAGCAACCGAAAACGGAUCAUGUAAGAAUGUCCACUGUGGUGAAGGAUUUGUUUGUCAUGAAGUUCAAAACCCUGGUGGUUAUUGGACAGCUGCCUGUGUUGAAGAAAGCCAUACUUCAGGUGGUCAUUCUAGUAGUCAUUCAACCUUUGGUACAACUGGUGUUAGUACCACUGGAGGUAGCACAACAACUGGAGGAACAACUGGCAAUGAUUGCUCAAAUCAUAAUUGCCCACCAAAUCAUCAUUGUGAAAUGCAAAAUGGAAGUCCAGUUUGUAUUCCAGACCACCAUGACUCUUGUGAUGGUGUAAGCUGCCCACCAUACCACCAUUGUGAAAAUGGUAGAUGUGUUCGUGAUGCCCCAAAACCAAGACCAUGUGAUGCCUGUCGUCAAGUUGAUUGUCCAGAUGGAUAUCACUGUUUAAGACAACCAGAUGAAGGAUGGUCAGUUUCACAUAAACAUAAACAUUGGCAAUUACACCCAGUUCACUGCGGAAAUAAUCCAAAUAAAGUUAAAGCCAUUUGUGUUAAAUCUCCAAUCGUAACCUGUGAAAAAGUUCGUUGUCACCCAGGAUUUGAAUGUAAACUCUAUGAACAUGGUCCAGCUUGUGUUAGAAAACAAAAACCAAAAUGCCUCACCUGUGAAGAUAUGCACUGUGAACAAAAUGGUUUAGUUUGUGUUUUAACUCCACAAAAGAAGAGAGAUGAAGAUUGUUGUCCAAUUAUUCCAAUUUGUAUUAAACCAAGUACUAUUGCUGGUUCCACAAUUGCAACCACUACUGGUCCACAUGGUUCCACUAUUGCCUCUUUGGUUUAUGGUCCACGUUUAUCCGGUACUACUACAGGCGGUGCUAUUGAUUCCUCAUCUCUUAGUCAAUCAUCAUCAGCAUCAUCAGAUUCAUCCUCCCAAGCAUCAUCAGCUAGUUCAUCCGUUUCAAGUGAAUCAUCAUCCGUUUCAAGUGAAUCAUCAUCCGUUUCAAGUGAAUCAUCAGUUUCUAGUGAAUCAUCAGUUUCUAGUGAAUCAUCAGAGUCAAGUGAAUCAUCAGAGUCAAAUGCACCAGCUUCUUCUUAAAUAACGAAAAAUAGUAAUAUUAAAAAAUAUAACAAUAUACUCCUUUUUUAAUAAUAAAUUUAAUAAUAUAGAUAAAUAUAUUUAUUAUUACAAUCCCCCAAAAAAAAAAAAACAAAAAAUAAAAAAAUAAAAACUUAAAUUUAAUACAAUAAC